AUGUGUUCCUUACUGAUAACGAUGGCGACUAGAAGAUUUGGACUGAGCUCAGUGUGUGGAUCAAUUUUUCUUCUCUCGGUGCUUCAACCACUUGUUUUUACGUCCCAUAUCAAGCGUUCAAGACACCACAGAGAUUCCCUUACUUCAGAUUCUCCAGAAACAACACAUAUCACACUACUAGAAACGAAUCCCUGCCUCGUCCAGUACUGCAUGAAGGGGAGGGAGUGUGUGGUAGAAAAAGGAGAGGCGAAAUGCAUUUGCCAAAGGCAGUGUCCAUCUCACCGUAGGGCCGUGUGCGGGUCAGACGGACGGAUUUAUUCGAACCACUGCGAGCUCCACAGGGCCGCCUGUAUGCAAACGUCGGCCAUAACGGCCAUGAGAGGCACGUUCUGCGUCAAAAUCGGUAAAGGGUGGCCUGCUGUUGGAGACCACCAGUCCAAAACACGCGCCUACCGAUCGACGACAAGUGCCCCCAACACACAACAGCCAGAUGCCACGACAGAGACUCCCACCGGGACACCCGAAGGCACCCCGCCCCCCACAACAUACGCUCCGUUGAUCAGAGAGACCGAGGUCCCGCCACCGACGUCGACUUCCGAGGAGCCCAGCUACUUGGAGAACGAGAUUGAGGACGGCGCGGGCGGGAGGGGUGAGAAGGGCGAUCUGUAUUACGAUAAGGACGACUGUUCGAUGCAGGAGUACGAAGUUAUGAAGGACAAUUUAUUAUUGUACAACCACGCCAGGCUGAUGUCACAGGAUAAUCAUAGCAAGGAUUACUUGGUAUCCAUUAUGUUCUCUCACUAUGACAGGAAUAACAAUGGGAACUUGGAGGCGACGGAGUUGAACGAGAUCGCGGUGCAAGAGCGACUGGAUUCUUUGAGCAGUGGUUGUUCUCUCUCAAACAUGAUACAGUACGACGAUACUGACCACGAUGGAAAGCUAAGCAUUAAUGAGUUUUACGUUGCUUUCAGCAAGCUCUACAGUGUCUCGGUGGUGUCCUUGGACAAGGCCCUCGAAACCAACCACCUGACUGCCAGGGUGGGCGACAACGUCGAAAUAAAGUGCGAUGUAACGGGAUCCCCCGUCCCGCCCAUCGUCUGGAGGAGGAACCACUUAGACCUGUCCUCCCUUAACGAAGAGGAUGUGAGGGUGUUCAGCGACGGCAGCCUUUAUCUGACGAGGAUCCAGCUGCAGCACGCCGGCAAUUACACCUGCCACGCUCAGAGGAACAAGGACGUCGUCCAGACCCACGUCCUCACCGUGCACACUGUACCUGAAGUUCAUGUAACACCCCGUAUACAAUCAAAAAGGCCCGGCGAAGAUGCUUCGAUGCUGUGCCAUGUUGCUGGGGAGCCAUUCCCGAAGGUGGAGUGGUUAAAGAACGACGAACCCCUGCACCUCGACGUGCCCAGGAAGUAUCAAAUAAUUGGAAACGGAACUGCCCUGAAAAUAAAAAACAUUGCCUUCGCCGACACUGGCGCCUACAUGUGCCAAGCUACCAGCAUCGGAGGACUAACGAGGGAUAUAAGCUCGCUGGUAGUGCAGGAGCAGCCCACACCUAGUUCCCCCAACGAGGAGCGCCGCUUCUUCGCCUUUCACGACUGGGGGGUGUCCAUCUACGAGCCCUCCACCUGCCGGCUGUACCACCGCAUCCAGUCCACGGACAUUAUUCCGGGCACGCAGGAGUACGUGUGUGGUGACAAAGGAGUUAAAUGUGAAUGGGGUCGCGGGAUUAACGUAGCAAACCGCUACGUCUACGCCAGCCAACCCAACAGAGACCGCAUCCUGAUCAUAUCCAAGGUACAGAUGGUGGUGGUGGACGUCGUCAGCACCGACAAAUAUCCUGUGGACCUGCACCACGUGCCGCACCUGGACCAGGUGUGGGUGCUCAACUGGAGAUCGCCAAAUAACACCGGGAUCAAAACUAUUCAGGUUAUAAGGGAUGCUGGUCAGAAAAGGAAACAUCACACAGUCCAUCCUGAACCAAUCGAUGGACAAUUCGAUUUAGUAACUGGACUUUUCAUACCAUCGCCAUUCCAGGAGUUGUCCCACUACAGCUUCAAAUAUGGUUACGUGACGCAUACUAAUCAGCGGGGAUUGUACAAGUUAGACCUGGUGAAUCUGAGAUACACUAGAUCUGUUGAUCUAACGCCCUACAACUGCGUGCCGGCUCAAGUUAGAUUUUCUGCAUUAUAUGGCAUGGUGGUGAUGCAGUGUCUCGAGCCCGUGACGAACCGGCCCACAGGACAGCUAAUUCUGGAUUAUCUGACUGACACCGUAAUAGCUACCAAGCCCAAUCUCCCAGGGGUUCCCUACAUAUCUCCGGACUCCAGGAAGCUGGUCACGCUCGACAGGACGACUAGCGGGGCGACGCUCAUAGUGCAAGAGAUCACGUCUAACGGAUUAACGUUCUCCUUCGACGUUAAAACCACGUUAAACAUCUCCGACGUCACCUUUUACCCAAGUCAAUCAACGCACAGCUAUGAUAUCUACGCAAGCGCCCAAGACAAAGAAGACAUACUGUUUUUGAACCUGCUUACAGGUAAAGUUGAAAUAAUUACAGGAGUGGGGAAGGCUGUCUCCAUUCAAUUAACAAAAUGGAAUAAUCCCAACAGACCUAUAAGCGGAUCAGGCCUUUUUGGUCAGUACAUGGUAACACCAGCAAGCGAAGCGCUAUUCGUCAUCAACGGCCGGUCGAGAACUGUCAACUGCGAGAUAGGGGCCGUCUCACAUCCAAGUCAAAUAGUCUGGACCACUUUGAAGUUUCACUAGUGAGAAACAGCCCUCAAAGUCCACCUCCAUCAGACACUGAGAAUGUUUUAGAACCAUUACUUUUUAUACAUUGUAUUAUUAUACAUAUACAAUAUAUAGUUCUCAUGUCAGAAUAAAAGCUCAUACAAAAUAUGUUUAGACUUCAAGGACACACAGUGCUGAAAUUUACCUGUAUUUAA
Anoplophora glabripennis (Asian longhorned beetle) is the source of this 2951-nucleotide messenger RNA. RefSeq names its product follistatin-related protein 5-like. Bases 1 to 2772 code for a protein of 923 amino acids. The transcript is spliced from 20 exons. Gene Ontology annotation, biological process: regulation of BMP signaling pathway; multicellular organism development; cell differentiation. NCBI's taxonomy places the organism in Eukaryota, Metazoa, Arthropoda, Insecta, Coleoptera, Cerambycidae. Gene Ontology annotation, molecular function: calcium ion binding; protein binding. The record is from RefSeq and is a predicted model, not a curated record.